Phaedon cochleariae (mustard beetle) is the source of this 1296-nucleotide messenger RNA. The record is from the annotation of a GenBank genome assembly. NCBI's taxonomy places the organism in Eukaryota, Metazoa, Arthropoda, Insecta, Coleoptera, Chrysomelidae.
AUGUCGCCCUAUAAAAAAAAUCAGACUCCUGGCAAAAAUCGUAAGCCUGCUGACAAUGACGAAAAUGGAACUGCUUGGUUGAGUCGACCUGACAAACUGUUUAAGUCAAACCAGCCAAGCACUGUAAAUUCAUCGAGUUCAAAAUCCAAAGACACCAAUAAUAUCAAUGAUAGUCAUCAAGUUGAUCAUUCUACCAAUGGAAGUAAUAAUUUGAAUGUGGGAAAACGUGAAACUAAAAAACAUGAUAACAAGCAGUACUUGGCACUGAUUGAGAAGGUUGUGAAAAAUUUCCAGGGUGAAAACGACACGUUUGUGGAUGUUAUGAAGAAUAUUUUAGAUGUUACUGAUUCAAAAGAUGUGAAGACUAAGUUAAUGAAAUACGAUUUCAUCAACACUCUCUUAGUGAAUUUGUCAGAAUCCAGCUUCGAGGAAAUAGCUGCCAUAAAGGAAAAAGUUGCAGCAAUUUUGGUACCUGUGCAUAUGAAACAUUUAUAUGUUGAAGAUUCAUCCAUGCAGGUUCUACACCCAUUAGGUGCAGGGGCUUCUGGAAUAGUUUACCUAGGAUUCCUUGAAAAACCCAAACGUAAAAUCGUAGCUGUGAAGAAAUCCAUAAACAGAUUUUACGAUAAAAUGAUUGAAAAUGAGGCAUGGGUUAUGUCUCAAUUACAACAUGAAAAUAUUGUCCAGAUACUUGCUAUCAAAAGAAACAUGCCAGAAAUAGCAAUAGAGCUGAUGGAAUUUGGAAAUUUUGUAGAUGCAGCAGAGAAAAUAAAAUUUUCGAAGGAGAACCUCGUUCAGAUUUUCAAAGAUAUCGCCUCAGGCAUGGAAUAUAUCCACAGUAAAGACUUUCUUCACAGAGAUUUGGCUGCCAGGAACGUAUUCAUCAAUGGAAAAAAGAGAUGUAAAAUAGGGGAUUUUGGCACUGGUGUCUAUGUUGGAAAUACGAAAGGGGUAUUUCACGAAAAGACAUAUACUCCUGGCGGAGCCAACAUAUCACCAGAAACAUUGAUGACACAGUUGUUCACUGAGAAAACUGAUGUUUGGGCUAUGGGGGUACUAAUUUUGGAUGCUUUUCUUAUAUCAUCUGAGGAAUGCAGACUAAAGUUUUCCAUGAGAGGCCUAUUCAUGCAAACUCUUCAAAGUGCUGAGGGGUGCUUUGAUAAACCUGGCCCCUGUCCUGCGACUAUUUUCUUAUACUGCAAAGAGCAUUUGUUGAACUUAAAUGCCAAUAACCGUCCAAAUUUCACUGCUAUAAAAGGAACACUGCAGGAGAUAUUGGAUCAAAAAAAGUAUUAA